UCUCUCUCACCCAUCAGCGAUAAACAUAAAGUGACACAACAAUAGGUGUAUUACUAUUUUUUUGAGUAUAUUUAUCAGUUUUUUGUGUGCAAUUCUUUCUUAUUAGGGAAGAUCAAAAGGAUCUUUCACUUUUGAUUGUUGAAAAAAAAAGAUUAUGGGUGGGUUUGGUGAUUACAAGCCAGCAAUGGCUAUGUUUGGGUUACAAUUUGCAUAUGCAGGUGUUGCUCUUUCCACUAGAGCUGCUCUACUAGAAGGAAUGAAUGCCAGAGUGUUUGUGGUCUACAGGCAGGCCAUAGCCACUUUGGUCAUUGCUCCUGUUGCUUACUUCUCAAGAAGAAAAUCCAGUGGUUGUUCAUUGGGAUUAAGGAGCUUUUCCUUGAUAUUUUUGUCAGCACUUAUUGGAGUAACAAUCGGUCAGAAUAUUUAUUUUGAAGGUCUAUACUUGGCCUCAUCAUCAAUGGCCAGCGCAAUGGGAAAUCUUGUCCCAGCAGUCACAUUCAUAAUGGCAUCCAUUUUGGGAUUGGAGAAGGUAGACAUCCGAAAGUUGAGAAGUAUUGCCAAGAUUCUUGGGACAGUGCUAUGCGUAUGUGGAGCUGUUUCCAUGGCAUUGCUUAGAGGUCCAAAGCUACUGAACACAGAGCACCUACCUGGAAAAUCCCUUUUUGGUUCAUCGUCAGAUGGUGAGAACUUGUUGCUGGGUUGUGUAUUUCUCUUUGCAAGCGCAUGUUGCUGGUCCAUUUGGCUAAUUUUGCAGGUUCCUACUUCAACAAGCUAUCCUGACCAUCUGUCUUUAUCAGCUUGGAUGUGUUUCUUUGGAACAAUUCAAUCAGCAACAGUUGCAUUAUUCUUAGAGCAAGAUCCUGAAGCAUGGAUUAUGCAUUCUAGUUUUCAACUUGCUUGCUGUUUUUUUGUGGGAAUAGUAGGAUCUGGGAUUUCCUUCUUUGUUCAAGCUUGGUGCAUAUCUAGAAGGGGUCCACUUUUUGCUGCAAUGUUCAAUCCCCUAUGCACAGUUAUGGUGACCAUUUUGGCUGCUAUUUUUCUCCAUGAGAAGAUUUAUGCAGGAGGCUUGGUAGGUGCUAUUGGAGUAAUCAUUGGCUUAUAUAUUUUGCUAUGGGGCAAAGCCGAGGAUGCCGUGGAAACUAAAAAAGAAACUGAUCAUCGGAAGCUGCAAAAUGAAGCUGAUGAGGAGGACAUUUUGGAGAAGACGAAUCAUAAAAUUGAUUUGGAGGAACCUCUUUUAUCACAUCAAACAUCCUCUGUCUGAUGAGAGUGGGAUGUGCGGAAAAAGGACAAUAUGGGCUGUCAUCUACAACAAUAGUGCAAAAAACUGACAUUUAGGUCCACUUGCACGUGAAAAUUGAAAUUUUAAAGAGGUCCACUUGCACGAUUAGCCACCAUCUUCAAAGCAGAUAUAAAUUUAGUUUAAUAUGGUGCAAAAAACUGAUAUUUAGGGACCCACUUUUUGUUUGAGUAAGAGAGUCAAGAUUAAUGAGAAUAUGAUGAUUUGUUUAUUAAUUUCAA
Messenger RNA from Ziziphus jujuba (common jujube), 1521 nucleotides. Its product is annotated as WAT1-related protein At4g30420. The record is from RefSeq and is a predicted model, not a curated record. The transcript has 7 exons. Gene Ontology annotation, molecular function: transmembrane transporter activity. NCBI's taxonomy places the organism in Eukaryota, Viridiplantae, Streptophyta, Magnoliopsida, Rosales, Rhamnaceae. The coding region runs from base 155 to 1264 and encodes 369 amino acids. Gene Ontology annotation, cellular component: plasma membrane.